Messenger RNA from Triticum dicoccoides, 378 nucleotides. RefSeq names its product oleosin Zm-II-like. Lineage: Eukaryota; Viridiplantae; Streptophyta; Magnoliopsida; Poales; Poaceae. The record is from RefSeq and is a predicted model, not a curated record. Gene Ontology annotation, cellular component: monolayer-surrounded lipid storage body; membrane. Gene Ontology annotation, biological process: seed oilbody biogenesis; lipid storage; response to freezing. The transcript has a single exon. Bases 1 to 378 code for a protein of 125 amino acids.
AUGGCCACGACAGCAUUAGCGCGUGCGCACCAGCAACACGGCAGGAAGCAGCAGCAGUACCAGCUGCUAUGGCGCGUGGAGGGGCUGAGCCUAGGGUCUGCGCUCCGCAGCGACCCACACGCCCCCGCGCUAGCCGCGACAGCGCUCCUCAUCCCACUUGGCACCGUGUUGUUGGGCCUCUCCGGCCUCUUCCUGUUGGCCACGCUCGCCGGCAUUGCGCUCGCGGCGCCUCUCGUUCUUCCCUUCAGUCCGGUGCUCAUGCCGGCCGCGCUAGCCGUCGCGGGGCUCGGCGCCCCGGCCUUCUUCGCACAUAGAGUUGGGGACGACGUCAGGGAUGCUCUAGGCACCACCAAAGCGCGGAACGUCGCCAUCACCUAG